This is a messenger RNA of Tarenaya hassleriana, 1045 nucleotides long. Its product is annotated as geranylgeranyl pyrophosphate synthase, chloroplastic/chromoplastic-like. Gene Ontology annotation, molecular function: geranylgeranyl diphosphate synthase activity. NCBI's taxonomy places the organism in Eukaryota, Viridiplantae, Streptophyta, Magnoliopsida, Brassicales, Cleomaceae. The record is from RefSeq and is a predicted model, not a curated record. Bases 10 to 975 code for a protein of 321 amino acids. Gene Ontology annotation, biological process: isoprenoid biosynthetic process. The transcript has a single exon.
ACAACUACAAUGGAAGCUCAAACCUUGAUCUUGUCUCUCGUCUUCUCUUUCUUCAUCUCUCUCGCGUUCUUGUUCGGAAGAAGCAUCAAUCGCAAACGCUACCUUCCAUUUCUGCGUCUGCGUCUGAUCCGCCGCGGGUCGUUCACGGACAGGGCAGACAAGCACGGCUUCUUCGACUCCGACACGGACUUCGAUCUCAAGUCGUACAUAACCCAAAAGGCUGAAUCCUUCGACAAGUCCCUCGACGAGGCCGUGCCUCUCGGGGAGCCGCUCAAGAUCCACGAGGCAAUGCGUUACGCUAUCCUCGCCGGCGGCGAAAGGGUUCCGCCGGUGCUCUGCCUCGCCGCCUGCGAGCUCGUGGGUGGCGACAUCUCCGCCGCGAUUCCGGCGGCUUGCGCGGUGGAGAUGAUCCAUACGACCUCCCUCAUAAAGGAUGACCUCCUCGGCAACGACGACCUCUGCCGCGGCAAGCCGGCGAUCCACAAAGUCUACGGAGAGAGCGUCGCCAUUUUAGCCAGCGGCGCGCUCUUCUCCUUGGCCUUCGAGCACAUAACGGCGGAGACGCCGGAUACGGUGGCUCCGGAGAGAAUUGUCAGCGCGGCGAGGGAGCUUGCGAAGCCCAUCAACGCACACAAGGCGGCGGCGUUAAUGGAAGCAGCGGCGGUCGUGGGGGCGAUAGUGGGCGGUGGAUCCGAUGAAAAGAUCGAGAAAGUUCGAAACUUUGGGAGGUGUGUCGGGUCGUUGAUUGAAGGGGCGGACGAUGUGACGAGGUCGUCGGAGAAAUGGGGGGAAAUCGCGGGAAAAGAUCUGGUCGCCGACAAGCUGACGAAUCCGAAAGUGAUGGGUCUGAAGAAGACGAAGGAAUCAGCCGAGAAAGUGAAGAGAGAAGCGCGGGAACAUCUUCAAGGGUUUGAUUCGGACAAGGUGGCUCCUUUGUUGGCUCUGGCUGAUUACAUCGCCACUAGACAUAACUGAAGUGCCUAAAUUGCAAUUAAUGUGACCCUUUUCUGAUCUCAAUGUAUUUGGACUCAAUAUAAUUUCGAAU